Peronospora farinosa is the source of this 1053-nucleotide messenger RNA. The record is from the annotation of a GenBank genome assembly. Lineage: Eukaryota; Oomycota; Peronosporomycetes; Peronosporales; Peronosporaceae.
AUGGGACGCAAUAGGAAGGGACGCCAAUGCGGUGGCUACGGCUCCAAGAUGGAGCGGUUCGUGUUGUUCAAGCGAUGGCAGCAGGAGGUGGUUAAAGUCUCGCGUAGAAAUGCGCAGAGCAGACAAGCGCAGAACAAGCUCACGGACCGGCGGAGACGUGCCGAGACUAACGAUGCCAUGCGUCGUAGAGUGCGGGUUGACGUACUGAAAUCCUGGACUAACGCGCGUCUAAAGGACGACCAUAUUGAGAAGACCAAGCGCAAAGGAGCGCUGUCGAUCGCGUCCGAGCUCCAGAAAACGUCAAGGGUGGACGAGUUCUCGUCGCUACAGGAGCGAUGCAUCUACGAGAUCGCGCGGUCGUUUGACCUAUACAGCUCUUCGUGCAAGUUCACACAGGCAUUUUUCGCCUCUUUCGAGCCUUGGAUGGUGUCCAGACUAGCAGAACUUACGACAGCUUGCAAGACGAUGAGUGAUAGAAAUGUGCGACUCUUGUUACUUCAGCCGACCGAACAUCUUACGGUCGGUUUCGUCCGAGACGAGAAGUCCUUAGCACCGUUGUUCGAUGUUGUGGACGAAGACCACCGCAUGGCGUGGAAAUUUGUGUCCGGUCAUCCGGCAGAAUGCGAGGUAGAGUCGUGGGAAGAUUUGGAUGUGGAAGACGUGGACAUUGUGCAAACUCAAGAUGAAGUACGAUUGCUCUCGCUGAGUCUCGUGUCGUGUCUCGGACUGUCCAGUAGCUUUCUCACGCAGUUGACGACGGCUCAUCCACACCUCGAACACCUCAAGAUCGUCGACUGUUUCGACGCUGCAGCAGGUGAACAAGGUGCUGCAUUGUUGCAAGAGCUCGCCAAGUCGCGUGCUCUAAAGACAUUGCAUUUUUCCUGGUGUUGCUGGCUUACGACGGAGAUUCUUGUCACAUUCGCUUAUCAGCUUCUUGAACCUCCUGUAUCUUCCCUUCAAGAGCUUUAUGUAUCCGAUUGUUUCGACGUACUCGGAGACUACGUACAGUCUGUAUUUAACGAGCUUCUACCUGCUCUAAAUGUAUCCAUCUGA